GAAGAAACAGCGCAGAGAAACACGCCAUAUUUGGUAAUACCACAUGGCGGACCUUGCCUCGUGUAAUAGAGGUAUCGAGGUGUUAAGCCAAGAGCGGCGUCACACGCCAUGAGAGCCGCACCCCGUCCGCUUCUGUUCAGGAGGCCACUUCCUCGCCGCAGCAGCGGAUCGACGCAUCAUCAUCGUGCGCUUACCUUCUCCUCGGCACGCCGCCGGUGCGCGUCUCAGGGGUUGUCGUCCUUCUCCGGCCUGGAGGAGGAGGAGUUUGAGGUGCUGGACGCGGAGUCCGGCACGGUGCGGUGCGCUGCCAACUAUGCGCCGCUGACGCCGCUCAGCUUCAUCGAGCGCGCCGCGGCCGUGUACGGCGACCGCCCCGCGGUGGUGUACGGGGAGUCCUGGUCUUGCACGUGGAGCGAGGUCCGGGAGAGGUGCUUGCGCGUGGCCGCCGCGCUCGCCGCCCGGUUCGGAGUUGCCCGCGGUGAUGUGGUUGCUGUUCUUAGCCCGAACGUGCCGGCGAUGUACGAGCUACACUUUGCCGUGCCCAUGGCAGGCGCGAUCCUCUGCACCUUGAAUACACGGCAUGACGCGGCCAUGGUGUCCGCGUUGCUGAAGCACUCUGCCGCCAAGGUGUUGUUUGUCGAGUCAGGCCUCCUUGAGGUUGGGAGAGCUGCUCUGAAUAACCUCGCCGGCGACCAGACUAGCGCCACGGCCCUUCCAGUCCUCAUAACCAUCUCACACGAUGGAGGCUGCAUCAACUCCGCCUACAACGACUACGAGAGUCUCAUCACAGAAGCACCAUUAGGGUUCGACAUCCGUUGGCCCCUGAAUGAGUUGGACCCCAUCGCGUUGAAUUACACGUCUGGCACAACUGCGAGGCCCAAGGGCGUGAUCUACAGCCACCGGGGCGCGUACCUCAACACUAUUGCAACGGCUCUCACGUACAACAUCACUGUUACGCCGACUUACCUGUGGACCGUGCCGAUGUUUCACGCCAAUGGGUGGAACCUAUCAUGGGGCAUCGCCAUGCAGGGCGGUACCAACGUUUGCUUGCGCCACUUCACGGCAAAGGUCGUCUUUGAUAAGAUCUCACAACACAAGGUGACGCACAUGGGCGGGGCACCCACAGUUCUCAACAUGAUCGUCAACGCACCAAGUGGUGACCGAAAGCCACUGCCAGUGAUAGUACAUAUCAUGACCGGCGGCGCCGCACGGCCGCCUAACAUCUUGUCCGGGAUGGAGGAACUUGGAUUCAUAGUAUACCAAAUGUAUGGUCUUACUGAGACUACCGGCCCGGCCACCAUCAACACAUGGAUGCCGGAGUGGGACACGUUGCCGACCGAGGAGCGCUCAUGGCUCACGUUGCCGACCGACUAUUCGUUCGCAUCUCCUCCCACUGGCGUCGUGUCUCUGUCCUUCUUCUCCAGCCUGGUAGGGAGGGAUCAGGAGGAGGAGGUGGAGGUGCUGGACAUGGAGCGCGGCACUGUGCGGUGCGCGGCCAACUACGCGCCGCUGACGCCGCUCAGCUUCAUCCAGCGCGCCGCGGCCGUCUACGGCGACCGCCCCGCCGUGGUGUACGCGGGGAGGCGGCCAACCACGUGGAGGGAGGCCCGGGACCGGUGCGUCCGCGUGGCCGCCGCGCUCGCCACCCGGUUCGGCGUCGCGCGCGGCGAUGUGGUGGCUGUUCUCAGCCCGAACGUGCCGGCCAUGUACGAGCUACACUUCGCCGUGCCCAUGGCCGGCGCUGUCCUCUGCACGCUCAACACGCGGCACGAUGCGGCCAUGGUGUCCACCCUCCUGAAGCACUCCGAUGCCAAGGUGUUCCUCGUCGAGUCAGGCCUUCUCGGCAUCGGGAGAGACGCGCUACAGCGUCUUGCCGACUCCAGGUCCAGCGCCGCCAGCAUUCCGGUCCUCGUAACCAUCUCCGACGACACCGACUCCAUCGACCCUGACGCCUGCGGAAAUGAGUAUGAGGCUCUCAUCAAGAGUGCCCCUUCGCAUUUCGACAUCCGCUGGCCGGCGAACGAGCUGGACGCCAUCACGCUCAACUACACGUCUGGCACGACGUCGCGGCCCAAGGGCGUGAUCUACAACCACCGGGGCGUGUACCUCAACACCAUCGCCACGGCCCUCGCUUACGACAUCACUCCGAUGCCGAUGUACCUGUGGACGGUGCCCAUGUUCCACGGCAAUGGCUGGAGCAUGACGUGGGCUGUCGCCAUGCAGGGUGGCACCAACAUCUGUCUCCGCCACUUCACGGCGAGGGUCAUCUUCGACAACAUCGCACGACAUGGAGUGACACACAUGGGUGGUGCACCUACGGUUCUCAACAUGAUCGUUAAUUCGCCCGCGGUGGAUCGAAGGCCAUCGUCGGCCGAGACGGUGGUGCGUGUUAUGACGGGCGGCGCGCCGCCGCCGCCCCGCGUCCUGGCUAGAAUGGAGGAGCUUGGCUUCGUGGUAUAUCAUAUAUACGGCCUCACCGAGACGCACGGUGCAGCCACUGUGUGCACGUGGAUGCCGGAGUGGGACGCGCUGCCGGUGGAGGAGCGCGCACGGCUCAAGGCGCGGCAGGGGUUCCAUCACAUAGCGAUGGAGGAUGCCGGUGUCAAGGACCCGACCACCAUGGAGAAUGUGCCGCACGACGGCAAGACGGUGGGCGAGGUGAUGUUCCGUGGCAACACGGUCAUGAGUGGGUACUACAAGGAUGUUGAUGCGACCAAAGAGUCCAUGGCGGGAGGGUGGUUGCGCACAGGGGACCUUGCCAUCCGGCACCCAGAAGGGUACAUCCAAGUCAAAGAUAGGGCCAAGGACAUCAUCAUAUCGGGCGGCGAGAACAUCAGCUCGAUAGAGGUGGAGUCCAUAAUCUUUGGCCACCCAGCGGUGCUCGAGGCAGCGGUCGUGGCGAGGCCCGACGACCAUUGGGGGGAGACACCAUGUGCCUUCGUCAAGCUGAAGGAUGGCGCAAGUGCCACAGAAGCAGAGAUCAUAGGCUUCUGUCGGGAGAAGCUGCCACACUACAUGGUGCCCAAGACAGUGGUGUUUGAGGAUUUGCCCAAAGCUUCCACCGGGAAGACACAGAAGUUUGUUCUUCGGGAGAAGGCCGGAGCGAUGGGAAGCCUCACGAAGGCCGGAAACAGCAAAUUGUAG
Molecule: messenger RNA, 3144 nt
Organism: Triticum dicoccoides
Lineage: Eukaryota; Viridiplantae; Streptophyta; Magnoliopsida; Poales; Poaceae
Product: probable acyl-activating enzyme 1, peroxisomal
Exons: 5
Coding region: 109-3144 (1011 amino acids)
Source: RefSeq, a predicted model, not a curated record